This is a messenger RNA of Zingiber officinale, 927 nucleotides long. Its product is annotated as transcription factor bHLH162-like. Bases 200 to 745 code for a protein of 181 amino acids. Gene Ontology annotation, molecular function: DNA-binding transcription factor activity, RNA polymerase II-specific; RNA polymerase II transcription regulatory region sequence-specific DNA binding; protein dimerization activity. The transcript has 3 exons. NCBI's taxonomy places the organism in Eukaryota, Viridiplantae, Streptophyta, Magnoliopsida, Zingiberales, Zingiberaceae. Gene Ontology annotation, biological process: regulation of transcription by RNA polymerase II. Gene Ontology annotation, cellular component: RNA polymerase II transcription regulator complex. The record is from RefSeq and is a predicted model, not a curated record.
CGGGGGACAGCGAAUCAAUUCUCCCCCAUCGCCCACUCGCCUCAGCCCACGCGUCCCUUCCGAUCUCCUCCUCCUCCUCGCUCGUUCUCAUGAGCCUUUUGCACAAUGAGCCGUUCGUUCUCGUCUUCCUUGCACUAUAUAUGCGCUCGCACAGAAGGGGCCGGGGACUCCGGACUCUGAACCAGCAGCCGUCGUCGCCAUGGAGAGCUCAGCCCGGCCGGACCGGAAGACUAUUGAAAAGAACCGGAGAAUCCAAAUGAAAGCUCUUUACUCGCAGCUCAUCGCCCUCCUCCCCGCGCCCUCUUCCAAGCAGGAAGGAACGGCAGCGGCGGAAGGACUGACUCUGCAGGAGAAGCUGGACGAGGCCAUAAAAUACAUAAAGGAGAAACAGGGGAAUCUGGAGAACAUGAGGAAGAGGAAGAGGCAGCUGAGUGCAGGAAUUGGAAAGCAAGCGGCUACUGGUUCACGCGAAUGUUUGCCCAAGAUUGAGGUGCAUAGAUUGAGAACGAAUUUAAAUUCUGGGUUGAAAGUGGUGAUAAUGAGCGGUCCGUGGGAGCACCAGAAGGUGUUCUGGCAGGCCAUCCGAGUGCUGGAAGUAGAAGGGUUUGAGGUGGCCACUGCAAGCUAUGCAGUAACAGGGAACAGAGCUUUCCACAUAGUUCAGUCUUUGGUCACCGAGGUUAGAACUGGAGUAGAGGCCGGCAGAGUGCUGGAGAAACUGCAAAAGACAAUAUUCGAUGUCUGAGUGGAUGAAGAGACAAGAAAGGAUAAAAAUGGUGUUAGCUCUUGGAAGUUUAUGUUCAAAAUUCAUCUUCGUAAAUAAAAUGAAGAUUUUAGAGAUCUGCCAUGUAGCGUAUGAAAAGAUUGUUAGCUCUUUCUUCUUUAAUUCUUCAGAUACCUAUAAAUCUAAUGAUUUAGAUAUUGCCA